AUGACGGCGACGAGGAAUCACGAGACUACGAUCAGCGACGCGUUCGUCGGAACACUGUGCCACAACAAACAACAAAAACAAACACGCACGACACACCGGUGUGCCGCCCGGAUGAGAGACCAGAAGAUUUUUGGAGCGGCGCACGCAGACGCAGGUCGCGAGCUCUCUCUAGCGGACACUCCCCGAACGUUGCGCGCGAAACGAUUUGGAAAAGUCAUCCACCAACAGCACCGAUCUAAUAAUUUAUAA
This is a messenger RNA of Macrosiphum euphorbiae (potato aphid), 249 nucleotides long. Lineage: Eukaryota; Metazoa; Arthropoda; Insecta; Hemiptera; Aphididae. The record is from the annotation of a GenBank genome assembly.